AUGGCGAACCCUCUCGAUACGGACGCUGGCUCCGAGCUUUUCAGCUCGUAUGAAGCGGAGCUCAAGCUCGUGCAGGCCGACCUGGCGCAAAAGUUGGACCAGAUUCCCGAGCUGACUGGCGAGCCACGCAAGGCAGCCGUCAGCCAGGCUGAGCGCGCCUUGGAGGAGGCAGAUGAACUGCUUGGCCAAAUGCGCCUCGAAAAGCAGAAUAUCCCGACAUCUGCGCGAGCCAAAGUCAACCAGCGCUUCCGCAACUACGAGUCCGACAUCGAUACCAGCCGCCGGAAGCUGACGAGCCUCUCCUCCAACCGAGCUGCCCUAUUUGGCUCGCGCUACACUGACGAGCCAUCCGGAUCGACGGACAUCAACCUGGAACAACGACAGCAGCUGCUUUCAGGAACUGAAAGGCUCGAUCGAAGCACACAGAGGCUGCUCUCCAGCCAGAGGCUUGCCCACGAGACCGAGGCUAUCGGAGCGGAGACGUUGGCCGAUCUGCAUAGGCAGGGCGAGGUUAUUCGCCAUACGCACGAUACUCUUUUGGACAGCGAGGGCUACGUCGACCGUAGUGUCAAGACAUUGAGAGGGAUGGCUCGGAGGUAA
Messenger RNA from Trichoderma citrinoviride, 600 nucleotides. Its product is annotated as vesicle transport v-SNARE protein. The record is from RefSeq and is a predicted model, not a curated record. The coding region runs from base 1 to 600 and encodes 199 amino acids. Gene Ontology annotation, biological process: intra-Golgi vesicle-mediated transport; macroautophagy; Golgi to vacuole transport. The transcript has 2 exons. NCBI's taxonomy places the organism in Eukaryota, Fungi, Ascomycota, Sordariomycetes, Hypocreales, Hypocreaceae. Gene Ontology annotation, molecular function: SNAP receptor activity; SNARE binding. Gene Ontology annotation, cellular component: ER to Golgi transport vesicle membrane; late endosome membrane; SNARE complex.